GUUAUGAGCUGGACAGCAUUCAUGAAUCUUGCGAUCCAGUGGAAGCUGUAAGGAAAUCUGAAGCAAUAUUUAUUGGAGGUGGGAACACAUUCCGUCUCCUGAAAGCUCUUUACGACAACAGCCUGAUACAGGAGAUCAGGAAAAGAGUUCUUGAGGAUGGGAUUCCUUACAUGGGAUCCAGCGCAGGAACUAAUGUUGCUACCAUCAGCAUCAAUACCACCAAUGACAUGCCAAUUGUUUAUCCACCUUCCCUGAAGGCCCUAGGUUUAGUUCCUUUUAAUAUUAACCCUCACUACCUGGACCCAGAUGUUAAAAGCACUCACAUGGGUGAGACAAGAGAGGAAAGAAUCCGCCAAUAUCAUGAAGAGCCAAACACCCCUCCAGUUCUGGGCUUGCGGGAAGGUGCGAUGCUGCUAGUGGAAGGAGAUAAAGCCACACUGCAAGGAGUGACAGGAGCACGUCUGUUUUUGAGGGGUAAGAAACCAACUGAACACGAGCCUGGAACAGAUUUCAGUUUCCUCCUGACUGACAGUAACCUCCUGAAUCUGUAGCCUUCCAUAUUCUGCAGCAAAAGAUAAUGAGGAAGAAGAGAUGCUUCCUGUCCCAGGGUGGGAGGGAAACCUUAUCUUUAUAAAUAAAUAUGCUUUAGUAGGCUCUUUUCCUCACCUUAAUUCAUAUCUUGGACAUCUCCUUCCCAGCAGAAAGACAUUUUUAUUGGAAUACUUGAGUAAUCACAGCUAUUCAAAGUCUGAAGAUGUCUGUACAUUCAUGUAUCCACUUUGAUUUCUCCUCCACCACAAACAUUUAUUUAACACAAGUAAGACAGGACACUGAGUCAGCUGUUCCUGCUGCUUAGCUUUACCUGCUAAAUGGAAGAGUUGUUCAUUUAUUGUACUCCCAUGCUUAAGUUUCAGUGUUGUCUAUUAAUAAAGGGAGAGGUUAUGCAU
Molecule: messenger RNA, 947 nt
Organism: Acanthisitta chloris (rifleman)
Lineage: Eukaryota; Metazoa; Chordata; Aves; Passeriformes; Acanthisittidae
Product: alpha-aspartyl dipeptidase-like
Exons: 6
Biological process (GO): proteolysis
Molecular function (GO): serine-type peptidase activity
Source: RefSeq, a predicted model, not a curated record